Penicillium samsonianum is the source of this 1077-nucleotide messenger RNA. RefSeq names its product Major facilitator superfamily domain general substrate transporter. NCBI's taxonomy places the organism in Eukaryota, Fungi, Ascomycota, Eurotiomycetes, Eurotiales, Aspergillaceae. Gene Ontology annotation, molecular function: transmembrane transporter activity. The transcript is spliced from 3 exons. Gene Ontology annotation, biological process: transmembrane transport. Gene Ontology annotation, cellular component: fungal-type vacuole membrane. Bases 1 to 1077 code for a protein of 358 amino acids. The record is from RefSeq and is a predicted model, not a curated record.
AUGGAUGCUUCGGACGCCUUGUAUAAAAAAGAAAUGCUCAUUGGCAACGAGUACUCUUCUCCUUCCGACGUCGAAAAAUCAUCGCCGUAUCUCCCCAAAGCAGCCGACCUAGCUCCUCUCAACAUCGAGAUCACUUAUCCCGAGGGUGGCCGCGAUGCCUGGUUGGUGGUAUUAGGUGCGUGGUGUGGAUUGACCUCAUCACUGGGUAUCUACAACACAUCUGGUGUGUUCGAGGUCGUUAUAUCCAAAGUGAUAUUACCGGAGGCCUCUUCGUCUACUCUUGGCUGGAUAUUCUCAGUCUACGCCUUCGUGAACUGGGUCUGUGGAGUACAAAUCGGACCGACGUUUGAUGCAAUGGGCCCGCGUGCACUGAUGGUAGCGGGGACUAUUUGCACGCUGAUUGGCAUUUUCACACUCAGUGUCUCUACAGAAUACUACCAGAUCUUCUUGUCAUUCUCCAUUAUGACUGGCAUCGGCUCAUCCCUUCUCCUAACUCCAUCAAUGGGUUGCGUCGCUCAUUGGUUCAUGGAGCGUCGUGGUCUUGCUAGUGGUAUAGCUUUCAUAGGAGGCGGUUUUGGUGGAGUUCUAUUUCCUCUGAUGAUACAAUCACUCCUCCCCAAAGUUGGCUGGGGAUGGUCGAUCCGGAUCCUCGGAUUUGUGCUGGUUGUACUCUGCGCUAUCAGCGUGGCAUUCUGCCGAAGCAGAAUCCCUCCCCGCAAAGGAGCCAAAACAACUUGGCGAGAUACGUUGCCGGAUUAUAAAAUCUUCAUGGAUGGAACAGGAGCCAUGGCGCUAACAACUGCCGGAGUCCUCUUGACGGAUUUGGCGUACUUCAUCCCGAUUACGUACAUGCCACGUUACUAUAUCGAUCGGCAGCAUCUGUCCAAUGAUGAGGCCCUGACGGGGUCCUCGGCGUUUGCAUAUCAGCUUCUCGCAAUUCUCAAUGCUGCUUCAUGCGUUGGCCGGUACGUGGCGGGCGACAUGGCAGAUCGAUUUGGCAGAUACAAUACCAUGAUUGUCUCGUUGUUCUUCUGCACAAUAUCCUCGCACCAGACCUCGAUUCCUAUGCACUCCUGA